AUGCCAAGAACAAAUAAAGCCAAGUGCUAUAUUAGAAUCAUAUUUGCUGAGCCGCUCGUCUGUGUUCCAGGAGCAGAAAUAGAAAUGUCCUCAGCAAAACCAGCCAUACCUACCCCACUGGCUGAUUUGAAAAUUCAGUAUACUAAGAUCUUCAUAAACAAUGAAUGGCAUAAUUCAGUGAGUGGCAAGAAAUUUCCGGUCAUUAAUCCUGCAACGGAAGAGAUAAUUUGUGAGGUAGAAGAAGGAGAUAAAGCAGAUGUUGAGAAAGCAGUGAAGGCCGCAAGACAGGCCUUUCAGAUCGGCUCUCCAUGGCGUACUCUGGAUGCUUCAGAGAGGGGUCGCCUCCUGUACAAGCUGGCUGACUUAACUGAAAGAGAUCGACUGCUGCUGGCAACAAUGGAGGCAAUAAAUGCUGGACAAUUAUUUUCUACUGCGUAUAUGACGGAUGUAGAAAUCUCUAUAAGAGUAUUACGCUACUUUGCAGGCUGGGCUGACAAGAUCCAGGGCCGCACCAUACCUGUAGAUGGAGACUUCUUCACUUAUACAAGACGUGAACCUAUUGGUGUAUGUGGCCAAAUCAUUCCUUGGAACUUCCCAUUGGUUAUGCUGGCCUGGAAGAUAGGGCCGGCCCUGAGCUGUGGAAACACAGUGGUUGUCAAACCAGCAGAGCAGACGCCCCUCACUACUCUUCACCUGGCGUCAUUAAUUAAAGAGGUAAGCUUCCUGGGUCAAAGCACGCACAAGAAUGCAAGAGCCCCAGGGGCAGCCAUCCCCUCGCACAUGGACAUUGACAAAGUAGCCUUCACAGGUAAUGCUAUUUAUUCAGCCUGGCCACUAAAAAUGGCCAUGUCUCUAACUCUUCGAAGGAUGUUUAUAUGUAAGAGUAGAAAAAACUUGCGUUCUUCAUCCCUAACUGAAAUAAGGAAAGAUCAAUCCAUCCUUCAUGACUUUCUGUGGACAGUUGAGAAUGUUCAGGAAGUAGCAGUAACUAUUGAAAUGACUGAAACCGUAGCAGAGAAGAACCGUGCUGGCUCAAUUCAUGCGGGCUGCGUGUUCCCACUCAGGUUGACAAUUGAUUAUUUAACUAUCAGAGUCCUUCUCACGUGGAAAGGAGGAGUAUUUUCUGGAGUAAGUCGGUGUUCUGAAGCCUGGCCUGGAAACACUGCCUUUUUCAGCCAGCGGGGCUCUGCACAGGUGUUUGCCAAUGAUACUGAUAAGACAUCCAGUCCCAUCACUGCGGAGAUCUGGCCAGGGGAGCACAUCAUGGUGGACAAUUUGGUGACAGGAAGAGACUGGAGUCCCAGAGUCCCCUUGGGCUCAGUGGCCUCAGUGGUCUGA
Fukomys damarensis (Damara mole-rat) is the source of this 1338-nucleotide messenger RNA. Its product is annotated as retinal dehydrogenase 1-like. Lineage: Eukaryota; Metazoa; Chordata; Mammalia; Rodentia; Bathyergidae. Bases 1 to 1338 code for a protein of 445 amino acids. The record is from RefSeq and is a predicted model, not a curated record. Gene Ontology annotation, molecular function: benzaldehyde dehydrogenase (NAD+) activity. The transcript is spliced from 11 exons.